Molecule: messenger RNA, 2169 nt
Organism: Rotaria sp. Silwood2
Lineage: Eukaryota; Metazoa; Rotifera; Eurotatoria; Philodinida; Philodinidae
Source: the annotation of a GenBank genome assembly
AUGACCGUUAAUGAUGAACACAAAAAUGGAAUUGAUGAGACAAUCAAUGACGAUAAAAAUAAUAAAUCUAAUAUGCAUUUAACUGAUGCUGAUAAAGAAAAAGGAAAUUUUAAAAAUUUUAACAUUUCAAAACAAACAAUUAAAAAACUUCAAAAUCGUAAUGUUGAUUUUCUCUUUCCUGUUCAAGCAGAAAGUUACAAACAUAUUCAUGAUCAAAAAGAUUGUUUAGUUCAAGCAUAUACAGGCACUGGAAAAACAUUAGCUUUUUCAAUUCCUAUUGUUGAAUUACUUCAAAACGAUACAUCACUUAAGUUAAUACGUGGACGAGCACCUCGAGUUCUUGUUUUGGCACCAACACGAGAAUUAACUAAUCAAAUUUCGGAUGAUUUUCAAUCGGUUGCUAGUGAUUUAUCAAUUGUAACAAUUUAUGGUGGAAAAAAAUAUGAAGAUCAAGAAAAGAGUAUCCGUAAUGGAUGUGAUAUUCUUGUAGCAACACCUGGUCGAUUAAAAGAUAUUGUUGAUAAAGGCAAACUCGAUUUAACUAAAGUCAAACAUGUUAUUCUUGAUGAAGUUGAUCGAAUGCUUGAUAUGGGUUUUAUUGAUGAUGUUGAAGAAAUUCUUGGUCAUAUUUUUGUACCAAAUCGAGAAACAAAACCACACUUUAUUGUGUUUUCUGCAACAAUGCCUGAUUGGGUUCAUAAAACAACUAAAAAAUAUAUGUCAAAAGAUUUUAUGACAAUUGAUUUAGUUAAAGGAAAUACACAAAAAACUUCUGCAAAUGUUGAACAUCUAGCUGUAUUAUGCACCUAUCAAGAUCGAGCUGGUGUUAUUAAUUCUCUUGUUCAAAUUUAUUCUAUUAAUAGUCAAGAUGGACGUGCUAUUGUUUUUUGUGAAACAAAAAAAGAAGCUGAUGAACUUUCAGUUAGUCAUGAUAUUAAAGCUGAAGCACAUGUACUUCAUGGUGAUAUUCCGCAAGAUAAACGUGAACUUGUUCUUAAAAAAUUUCGCGAAGGAAAAUAUCGUUUAUUAGUUACAACUGAUGUUGCUGCUCGUGGUCUUGAUAUUCCAGAAGUUGAUCUUGUUAUUGUAACAGCUCCACCUAAAGAUGUUGAAUCAUAUAUUCAUCGAUCCGGUCGUACAGGUCGAGCUGGUGCACAAGGCAAAUGUAUUUGUCUUUAUAAAUUAAACCAAUCACGUGAUCUUAAACGAGUAGAAAUAGAAGCCGGUAUUAAUUUUACACGAAUUGAGCCACCACGAACAGAAGACGUACUUAGUGCAUCAUCAGCCGACGCAGCUAAAGCUCUUGAUAGUGUGACUGAUGCAGCUAAAGCACAUUUUCGUGAAGCUGCAGAAAAAAUUCUUGAAACAUGUGACGCAGUUGAUGCUCUAUCUGCUGCGUUAGCUUGUAUAUCUGGUACAACAAGCAUUGUUUCUCGGUCUCUAUUAACAAAAAAAGAAAAUUAUACAACAUAUAUGUUAUCAGUUACAGAUGAAUUGAAAGGUGCCGGACUAGUAUUUACCAUGUUACGUAAAUGUUUUGGAGAAGAUUUUGAUGCAAAGGGUAAUUGUUCACAAGUUGCAUUUACAAAAGAUUAUCGAAAUGCAGUAUUUGAUAUACCAAGUGAACUUGAUGAAAAAUUACAAAUUUGUUGGAAAGAUAGUCCAAGAAUUCAAAUGAAACCCAUUACCGAAUUGCCACAACUAGAUGAAGCAUCUCGAAAUGGUAAUAGAGGUUUUUCACGUAAUACUAAUGGAUCAACACGUGGUGGUAGUUAUGCUGGUAAUCGACAUUCGGAUCGAUCAAAUGCGUGUUUUAAAUGUCAAAAGGAAGGUCAUAAAUCUUUUGAAUGUCCUGAAGCAAAUGGUGGACAAUCUCAACGAAAAUCCGGUGGUAAUGGUUGUUUCAAAUGCGGUAAAGAUGGUCAUAAAUCAUUCGAAUGUACGGAAACGAAAAGAUUCGGUGGUCGCGAACAAUCAAGUGGUGGUUGUUUUAAUUGCGGUAAAAAUGGUCAUAAAUCAUUUGAAUGCCCAGAACCCAAAAAAGGACGAUCAUCAAUGAGUGCCAAUGGUUAUGGUGUCAAACGUAGCUUUACCGGUAAUGGUGAAAACGGUCAUAAUAAUGGUGAAACAAGUAGCAAAAAAAUAAAAUUUAAUGACGACGAUGAUUAG